UGAUUUUCUUUAUUUACAUAAAUUACUUAUUUUUUUUCCCUCGAAACAGUAUGCAGCUGGAAUUGUGAAGUGAUCAAAUCCUCGUUCAUUCCUCGUACAGUUCUACCGAAAACCCUAAUUCGUUUCGUCGAUUGAUUGCAAUUAGGUCUUGAAGUUCCGAAGGUAGGGUUCUGCGCCACGUUAAUGGCGGAAACUACCAGUAGAGAGGAGACCACAUUUGACGCCAAGCGUAAACCUGACCCCUGCUGCGAAGCAAAAGAGGAGCAUUCGAACAAAAUUCAAAAGCUCGAAGUGGUUAAGGACGAAUCUUGCCAUGAUGUGAAGAAAAGUGAGAAUGGAGACCAUAAGCGGAGUGAUGAACACAUUGAUGACGAUUCUUUGGCUGCCGAAGGGAAAGACGGUGAAGUUGGAGCUGGUGUAGAUGCGGGAGAAGCAGAUGACGAGGAAGACGAUGAGGAAGAUUACGAGGAUGAGAAUGACGAAGUGGACGAAGAGGAAGACGCCAGUGAAGCAGUCGAGGAUCGUAAGGGGAAGGGCAUCGUGAAGGAUGACAAAGGAAAAGGGAAAUUGAUAGAGGAAGACGACGACGACGACGACGAAGAUUCCAGUGACGGUGGAAGCGAGUUGGGCUCUGAAGAGAGCGAUUUGUCGGAUGAUCCGCUCACGGAGGUCGAUUUGGACAAUAUCCUUCCUUCAAGGACGCGGAGGCGGACGGUUCAUCCUGGAGUUUAUUUUGCUAAAGAUCUGGGGAACGAUGACGAUGAUAGCAGUGAUAGCGAUGCUUGAAAGCAGGAAGGUCAGUAAAACUCCGCAAUCGAACCUUGAAGUCAGUAGAAGUUGUAUGAGUUAAUAUUUCUCACUUUAUCUUCUUUAGGGAUAAUGCAGCAAUGUAAUGAGUUUCCCCCAUAUAAAUUGAUUUUGAAGGUUACAUGUUUUUUCCCACUUUGAUAUCCAAGCUUUGAGGAUUGCCUGCA
This is a messenger RNA of Momordica charantia (bitter melon), 974 nucleotides long. RefSeq names its product nucleolin. NCBI's taxonomy places the organism in Eukaryota, Viridiplantae, Streptophyta, Magnoliopsida, Cucurbitales, Cucurbitaceae. The record is from RefSeq and is a predicted model, not a curated record.